CUUAGCGCUCUCUUUUGCUUUGCAGGGCAGUAGAUGUCAGUUCGGUCUGUACCGACGUUUAUUUUAUUGACCGGUAAUGGCCACUAAUCCCUGGGAUCCGGUGCAGCCGACGGCAGCUGCGUUACUGAUGGAGAGGUGUCUGGGGGCCGGAGUUCUGUCACAGAAUGCCCUUGACCAGACAUGGAAAGAGACCCCGUGCUUCAGUCGUGUAGGAGAGCUGGAGAAGAUCUCUACACUCAAGGCUGAAAUCAACCAGAAGACCUUGGAAUUGGAAAUGCUGAGACUGGAGAAGGAGACGGCAGAUAUCGCUCACUCGUUCUUCCUCAAUCAGAAAUAUGAUGCCCUGCAAGCAAUAAACAGCCACCUGGAGGCGGUACUGAGAGAGAAACGCAGUCUGAGGCAGCGGCUGGCUAAGCCUUUGUGCCAAGAGAAUUUACCCAUCGAGGCAUCUUACCACAGGUUCGUCUCUGAACUCUUACCACUUGCUGUUAAAUUCAUUGAGAAGCUGGAAGUCUACAUCCAAACCAUCCACACCAUUCCCCAGAUCCCAGACUGUGUGAAGAACAUGGAUAACGCCUUGGUCAGAAUGGAGGCUCUCGAGGCAGAUCUAGAGGAGGUGACUGAACAGAUUCUUACGUGGAGAGCGACACAGAAUAAACUGCUUCAGGGAAACUUCCAGGUUAACGCAGAAGAAAGUUCCAGCAGUAUCAAAGGAUCUACUUCUUACCUGUCCAUUGAAAAUCUCCACCACUAGUUAGCAGUUUGGCGGUGAUGUCACAUUGCUCAGACAGUAGAUAAGGAGUUAGUGGGGUUGUCCUGUCUCGCAGUUUCAACUAGCCCUGGGUGGCCGGGCUUAAUGGAAACUGCCGAUUGGGCCGUCGCUCUGCUAUUUCCAUAGCUCUUACUGCAGUGAAUGGAAGCUACAUAAACAGCAUAGCAGAAAAAGCUAGGCUGCUUCCGUAACCCCCGAUUGACAGAAACGGCCUUGCUUUCUUUGCUUCGCUAUUGGCGUAGCUUCCAUUCACUACAAUGGGAUUUGCUCAGUAGCUUCUGUAAGCCCGGCCUCCUGAGGUCAGCGCUUAGUCCCAUCUUGCCGUGGAAACUGUGAAAUGGGACAUCGGCUUUAAUAUCAAACGUUAUAAGGAUGCAUUCACAUAACUGUGGGACGGCCGUGCCCGAACCGGAUCCGCUAAGCAUAGGCACCCGCUGUGUGCACCCUGCAUCGUGGUGCGGACCCAAUGACUUCAACGAGCCUCUGACCCGCGAAAUAUAGGACACAUUCUUUCCUUUGCAGCAUGAAGGCACAGACCCGAAGGCACACGGAAGCCCUUCUGUGUGCUUCCGGGUCCGUGCCUCUGUGCCGCAAAGGAUAGAACACGUCCUAUUUUUUGCUGCGGAUUGUGGACCCAAUGAAUUCAAGAUGCGGUGUGCACGCAUUUUAGCGGAUCUGUGUUUUGCAGUCCACAACACGUGCACGGCCAUCCCACAUGUGAACGCACCCUAAGGCUGAGUUUAAAUAGAGUUUUUUCUGUGCUGCAAAACAUGAUGCAGAAUCUGCUUCAAAUUUCUUUCCUUUAUUAAUUUUACCUUUUUUGACGGGAUUUUUGGAUGUGGAUUCGUCUUGAAAUCCACAAGAAUAAACAUGCCACGGCUUAUUUUCCCACAAUGUUUUUUUUUUUAACCAUAAAUUAUCAUGUGGUUUUCGCAUUGAAACCAACAGGAAGUGGAUGGCAUGAAUUUUCGGUGCGGAAUCCGCACCAAACUUCACGCCAAAGAAAACUGUGUCUGAAAGCAGUCUUACACAUUUUUAACAGUUUAUCCUGCCCGUAAACCUAGCAGAGGCAGCCAACCUAAUCCAAAGUCAGCACUGGUUCCCCCAUAUAAAGGCUACAAUUAGUAUCUAUAGGUCCGUAGCCUACCUAGUCCGCGCACCAGUCGAAAACUGAUUUUUUUUUUCACCCCUUCCCCCCCAAAAAAACCCUUACAUAUAGAAUAGCUAUGAAUAACAAUCACAAAUGUAAUAAAGCUAGCAUCUCUCUGUGUUAUGCUUCAUAUCUUGGCAAUGGUUUGGAAUUACUAGAUGACACACAUUUGGGUCUUCUCCUCUCGCAUUCAAAGAUAUGAAGUCAUUUAUAUAUUUAAUUACUUUUGCUAUUUGUACAUACAUUUUUAAUAUUAAAUAUCUAAACUUUGCAUAUAAACUGAUGUGUGGAGAAGUGUGCUCUCUGGAAUAUUUUUUUGCUCCAUCGCCAUGAUACAUACAUGUCUAUCACCCGGGUGCAUGGCUCAUUACAACUACCAGAGCCGUGUCUUGUAAGAAGGCGAGCACCUGGGUGUCCACCAGAUGGCCGCAAGGUCUUUUAAUCCUCUGGAAGCAAACCAUGAAGGUUCCCAUUCAGAAGGGGUUGUGCAAGAAUGAAAGGGAAAGGGAGGGGGAGGGGGGUGCAGUAUGGGGCCAACUAGGCCAGACCUGUAAAGGAAAAAUGACUUACCUGCUACCUGGCACUGGCUUCCCACAGCUCCCCCUCCAGGCCUGCGAUGCUCCAUUGGACUUCCACGAUACCAGCAUCCAGUUUGACAUCGCCGCCGCUAAUCAUUGGCUGUGGCGGUGACCAGCUCCCUUUAGGUCAUGACACAAGGGGAUCCGGUCUCCGCAGUGACUGCGAAGAUAUCAAACCGGAUUGCGGUAGUCCAGUGGAGGACCACAGGCCUGGAGGUGGAGCUGGUUGUGGGAAUAAGGGAAGUCAUCUUUCCUUUACAGGUCUGGCUAAGUGGAGGGGGGUUUGCCCAAACAAAAUAUUAUUUGACAACCCCUUUACGAACAGUCAAAAAUCUAUACACAAGGCAUCCUAGAGAACUGAACUGUAUAAAAAUUUUUUAUAACAGAAUAAAAAGUUACUCCGUUUUAUUUGCUGAAACAACAGUAAAAAUUUUACUCCGACUACAGAUGUCAACCCCCUCCCACCACCACCAUAUAGCAACAGAAUCAAAUUAUACAACUCCGUCCGAUACAAAGCUCAAUAAAGAUAGAUGUAUUAUUGAGUUCAAUAGGCACUGUAUAACUCGUCCUGCAAUGAGCACCCCCCAGUGGUGACAGCAGGCAGGCAAAAAUUUCUCAAAGGAAAUGUCAGCAUUUUUGACCAUGUAAA
This is a messenger RNA of Bufo bufo (common toad), 3149 nucleotides long. It is a transcript of the gene HAUS2, whose product is annotated as HAUS augmin like complex subunit 2. The transcript is spliced from 6 exons. Gene Ontology annotation, biological process: centrosome cycle; microtubule nucleation; spindle assembly. Bases 77 to 754 code for a protein of 225 amino acids. The record is from RefSeq and is a predicted model, not a curated record. NCBI's taxonomy places the organism in Eukaryota, Metazoa, Chordata, Amphibia, Anura, Bufonidae. Gene Ontology annotation, cellular component: HAUS complex; centrosome; mitotic spindle microtubule.